UAGACCCUGUUGGUCAGUGAGUGAAAAUGAAAAAAAAACAACAACAAUUGGUGGAAGACCACAUAACCACCUACCGUCAAUCGGCCAAAUGCUUUCUUCUUGUACGGGGCACUUAGCCUGUCCUCUGGGUCCCUUGCACCGUUGGAGACGCGGGGAUGGUCGUGAAGUUCCCCUGCGUAUUUUAUUUUCGUCGCCGCGGUUCUCGCUUGGGGCAUGGAGGGCUCGGACGAUGCUCGGUCAUUGCGCUCGCAAUAUGUAGGAGCCGGCGGCGCGAGGGGAGGCAUUUGGCUGGGAGGACAGGAGUCGAUACUGCUGCUGCUGACUUGAGAAUCCUUGUGGCAAUGACCGGUGAAGCGACUCGGUGUCAGGGACGGCGACCGAGUAUCCAGAACGCCUAUCCCAGUGGUAUCCAUGCCGCCGGCCCCCAGGGAGGAAGGCAGCGAGACACUGGAGGACGCCGCGUGCGCUGCUGGACGCAUCAGCUCAGCUCAGCAAUCUCCCUCAACCUACAGCCCGGCAACACCGGACCACCCACCGUUCCGCGGCGCAGCCGCCUCAUCCAGCGCCACACCCAACGACGAGACCGACCCCCGGCUAUCCUCGUGUCCGUGUCCAUAUUCCCCAAACCGUGGAAACGAGACCAUCCCCGUUGUCGUCGUGGUCCACGACCGAAACAUCUCCUCCAGCAUGUUUUCAGUGUCCUCCCUGGCACCGCCGGAUGCUAUCGUGCUCUCCGCCUCGAUCCCAGUAGUGUGCCGCCCGUUCCCGGCCCCAGCAGGCGGAGAACUACCCAUCGGGGCGCCAUUAAUCGUGAACUGGAUGUGACUCGCAGUCGGAAUAUCAUCACCAGCUCGUGGUGGCGAGGAAACCCCGGGGUGGGCUGUCGUUUCGGCCUCGAUUCCAUCCAGCCCUGCAGCUGCUGCUGCCGCUGCAGCACCACGACCCGCCACCUCAGCCGGGGUCUCCUUCCGCUUGACCCGCCAUUUACGCUGGAUUCGUAUCCCUGGGUACGGGUACGCUGGCUUCGGCGCCGGUGGCAAACUUCCGAAAUGCACGGUAUGGCGCUUGCGGUUUGUCCCCGGCGUGGUGGUGGUGGUCGUCGUCGUCAUCAAGUCCAAAGCUGCGGCGUUCUGCUCCAGCUCGGUGAGCGGGAGAGCGCUGCGGUAGCCCCGGAAUGCUUGGAAGCCCUAGAUUUCCUCACAGCGACGCGCCAACAUGAUUAGAUCGAAGUGCACGCAACAAUGAAUGGACAGGGGUGAGUGAAUCGGAAGAGACAAGAACAAUGCGGACUGGGGCUGGGGCUAGCGAGUAUUUGUUGUUGUGACAUUUCUUUUUUUUGGUUUGUUUGUUUCAAGCAUCGAGACAAGAGACAAAUAUGAUUCAAU
Aspergillus brunneoviolaceus CBS 621.78 is the source of this 1385-nucleotide messenger RNA. RefSeq lists its product as uncharacterized. The transcript has a single exon. Lineage: Eukaryota; Fungi; Ascomycota; Eurotiomycetes; Eurotiales; Aspergillaceae. The record is from RefSeq and is a predicted model, not a curated record. The coding region runs from base 156 to 1223 and encodes 355 amino acids.